This is a messenger RNA of Mus caroli (Ryukyu mouse), 6066 nucleotides long. The record is from RefSeq and is a predicted model, not a curated record. NCBI's taxonomy places the organism in Eukaryota, Metazoa, Chordata, Mammalia, Rodentia, Muridae.
GCGGGCGGGCCGUCACUGCCCGCCCGUCGCUCGCCUCCCCGCCCCCCGGCUUCCUGCGGAGGCCGCGGCCGCCAUGUUGUUGUGGGGCUGAGGCGGCGCCGGCGGAGAGCCCAGCAGCCGUGACAGGCUGCGCAACAGGUUCGCUGCGGCCGGCCUGACGACUGACCCGGCGGCGGCGGCCGCGGCACGGCAGGGUCUUCCCGGAGCCUGGCCGCGCCCGCGCCCGCGCGCCGGUGUCGAGGAGCGCGCGGGGUCGCGCCGGGACGUGCGCGAGGCGCCAGAUGGCUGAGAGCUGCAAGAAGUCAGGAUCAUGAUGGCUCAGUUUCCCACAGCGAUGAAUGGAGGGCCAAAUAUGUGGGCUAUUACAUCUGAAGAGCGUACUAAGCAUGAUAAACAGUUUGAUAACCUCAAACCUUCAGGAGGUUACAUAACAGGUGAUCAAGCCCGUACUUUUUUCCUACAGUCAGGUCUGCCGGCCCCGGUUUUAGCUGAAAUAUGGGCCUUAUCAGAUCUGAACAAGGAUGGGAAGAUGGACCAGCAAGAGUUCUCUAUAGCUAUGAAACUCAUCAAGUUAAAGUUGCAGGGCCAACAGCUGCCUGUUGUCCUCCCUCCUAUCAUGAAACAACCCCCUAUGUUCUCUCCACUCAUCUCUGCUCGUUUUGGGAUGGGAAGCAUGCCCAAUCUGUCCAUUCAUCAGCCAUUGCCUCCAGUUGCACCUAUAGCAACACCCUUGUCUUCUGCUACUUCAGGGACCAGUAUUCCUCCCCUAAUGAUGCCUGCUCCCCUAGUGCCUUCUGUUAGUACAUCCUCAUUACCAAAUGGAACUGCCAGUCUCAUUCAGCCUUUAUCCAUUCCUUAUUCUUCUUCAACAUUGCCUCAUGCAUCGUCUUACAGUCUGAUGAUGGGAGGAUUUGGUGGUGCUAGUAUCCAGAAGGCCCAGUCUCUGAUUGAUUUAGGAUCUAGUAGCUCAACUUCCUCAACUGCUUCCCUCUCAGGGAACUCACCUAAGACAGGGACCUCAGAGUGGGCAGUUCCUCAGCCUUCAAGAUUAAAGUAUCGGCAAAAAUUUAAUAGUCUAGACAAAAGCAUGAGUGGAUACCUCUCAGGUUUUCAAGCUAGAAAUGCCCUUCUUCAGUCAAAUCUCUCUCAAACUCAGCUAGCUACUAUUUGGACUCUGGCUGACAUCGAUGGUGACGGACAGUUGAAAGCUGAAGAAUUUAUUCUGGCGAUGCACCUCACUGACAUGGCCAAAGCUGGACAGCCACUACCACUGACGUUGCCUCCCGAGCUUGUCCCUCCAUCUUUCAGAGGGGGAAAGCAAAUUGAUUCUGUUAAUGGAGCUCUGCCUUCAUAUCAGAAAACACAAGAAGAAGAGCCUCAGAAGAAGCUGCCAGUUACUUUUGAGGACAAACGGAAAGCCAACUAUGAACGAGGAAACAUGGAGCUGGAGAAGCGACGCCAAGUGUUGAUGGAGCAGCAGCAGAGGGAGGCUGAACGCAAAGCCCAGAAAGAAAAGGAAGAGUGGGAGCGGAAACAGAGAGAACUGCAAGAGCAAGAAUGGAAGAAGCAGCUGGAGUUGGAGAAACGCUUGGAGAAACAGAGAGAACUAGAGAGGCAGCGGGAGGAAGAGAGGAGAAAGGAGAUAGAAAGACGAGAGGCAGCAAAACAGGAGCUUGAAAGACAGCGCCGUUUAGAAUGGGAAAGACUCCGCCGACAGGAACUCCUCAAUCAAAAGAAUAGAGAACAAGAAGAGAUUGUCAGGCUGAACUCCAGAAAGAAACGUCUCCACCUGGAACUGGAAGCAGUGAAUGGAAAACAUCAGCAGAUAUCAGGCAGACUACAAGAUGUCCAAAUCAGAAAGCAAACACAAAAGACUGAGCUAGAAGUUUUGGAUAAACAGUGUGACCUGGAAAUUAUGGAAAUCAAACAACUUCAACAAGAGCUUAAGGAAUAUCAAAAUAAGCUUAUCUAUCUGGUCCCUGAGAAGCAGCUAUUAAACGAAAGAAUUAAAAGCAUGCAGCUCAGUAACACACCUGAUUCAGGGAUCAGUUUACUUCAUAAAAAGUCAUCAGAAAAGGAAGAAUUAUGCCAAAGACUUAAAGAACAAUUAGAUGCUCUUGAAAAAGAAACUGCAUCUAAGCUCUCAGAAAUGGAUUCAUUUAACAAUCAACUGAAGUGUGGGAGUAUGGAUGACUCUAUUCUUCAGUGCCUUUUGUCUCUGCUAAGCUGUCUCAACAACCUCUUCCUCUUACUUAAGGAACUCAGAGAAAGCUAUAAUACACAGCAGUUAGCCCUUGAACAACUUCAUAAAAUCAAACGUGACAAAUUAAAGGAAAUCGAAAGAAAAAGAUUAGAGCAAAUUCAAAAAAAGAAACUAGAAGAUGAGGCUGCAAGGAAAGCAAAGCAAGGAAAAGAAAACGUGUGGAGAGAAAGUAUUAGAAAGGAAGAAGAGGAAAAGCAAAAACGACUGCAGGAAGAAAAGUCACAGGACAAAACUCAACAAGAGGAACGAAAAGCUGAGGCAAAACAAAGUGAGACAGCCAGUGCUUUGGUGAAUUACAGAGCACUGUACCCUUUUGAAGCAAGAAACCAUGAUGAGAUGAGUUUUAGUUCUGGGGAUAUAAUUCAGGUUGAUGAAAAAACUGUAGGAGAGCCUGGUUGGCUUUAUGGUAGUUUUCAGGGAAAGUUUGGCUGGUUCCCGUGCAACUAUGUAGAAAAAGUGCUGUCAAGUGAAAAAGCUCUGUCUCCUAAGAAGGCCUUACUCCCUCCUACAGUGUCUCUCUCUGCUACCUCAACUUCUUCCCAACCACUUUGUUCAAAUCAACCAGCAUCAGUGACUGAUUAUCAAAAUGUAUCCUUCUCAAACCUUACUGUUAAUACAACAUGGCAGCAGAAGUCAGCUUUUACCCGCACUGUGUCCCCUGGAUCUGUGUCCCCCAUUCAUGGACAGGGGCAGGCUGUAGAAAACCUGAAAGCCCAGGCCCUCUGUUCCUGGACAGCAAAGAAAGAGAAUCACCUGAACUUCUCAAAGCAUGACGUCAUCACUGUCCUGGAGCAGCAGGAAAACUGGUGGUUUGGGGAAGUGCACGGAGGAAGAGGAUGGUUCCCCAAGUCUUACGUCAAGCUCAUUCCUGGGAAUGAAGUACAGCGAGGAGAUUCCUUGUUCCCUACAGAGUACAUUGCACUUUAUUCCUACUCAAGUGUAGAGCCCGGGGAUUUGACUUUCACUGAAGGUGAAGAAAUACUAGUGACCCAGAAAGAUGGAGAGUGGUGGACAGGAAGUAUUGGAGAGAGAACUGGAAUCUUCCCAUCCAACUAUGUCAAACCAAAAGAUCAAGAGAAUUUUGGGAAUGCUAGCAAAUCUGGAGCAUCAAACAAAAAACCCGAGAUCGCUCAAGUAACUUCAGCAUAUGCUGCUUCAGGGACUGAGCAGCUCAGCCUUGCGCCAGGACAGUUAAUAUUAAUCUUAAAGAAAAACACAAGUGGGUGGUGGCAAGGAGAGCUACAGGCCAGAGGGAAGAAACGACAGAAGGGAUGGUUUCCUGCCAGCCAUGUAAAGCUGCUAGGUCCAAGCAGUGAAAGAACCAUGCCUACUUUUAAUGCUGUAUGUCAAGUGAUUGCUAUGUAUGACUACAUGGCGAGUAACGAAGAUGAGCUCACUUUCUCCAAAGGACAGCUGAUUAAUGUUAUGAACAAAGAGGACCCUGACUGGUGGCAAGGAGAAGCCAAUGGGCUGACUGGGCUCUUUCCUUCAAACUAUGUUAAGAUGACAACAGACUCAGAUCCAAGUCAACAGUGGUGUGCUGACCUCCAAGCCCUGGACACAAUGCAGCCUACGGAGAGGAAGCGACAGGGCUACAUUCACGAGCUCAUUCAGACAGAGGAGCGGUACAUGGACGACCUGCAGCUGGUCAUCGAGGUCUUCCAGAAACGGAUGGCUGAGUCAGGCUUCCUCACGGAAGCAGACAUGGCCCUGAUCUUUGUGAACUGGAAGGAGCUCAUCAUGUCCAACACGAAGCUGCUGAGGGCCUUGCGCGUGAGGAAGAAGACUGGGGGUGAGAAGAUGCCAGUUCACAUGAUUGGGGACAUCCUGGCGGCAGAGCUGUCCCACAUGCAGGCCUACAUCCGGUUCUGCAGCUGUCAGCUUAAUGGGGCAACCCUGUUACAGCAGAAGACAGACGAGGACACAGACUUCAAGGAAUUUCUAAAGAAGUUGGCAUCAGACCCACGAUGCAAAGGGAUGCCCCUCUCCAGCUUCCUGCUGAAGCCCAUGCAGAGGAUCACUCGCUACCCGCUGCUCAUCCGAAGUAUCCUGGAGAACACUCCACAGAGUCAUGUUGACCACUCCUCCCUGAAGCUGGCCCUUGAACGCGCUGAGGAGCUGUGCUCUCAGGUGAACGAGGGAGUCCGGGAGAAGGAAAAUUCAGACCGGCUGGAGUGGAUCCAGGCACACGUGCAGUGCGAAGGCUUGGCAGAGCAACUUAUUUUCAACUCCCUCACCAACUGCCUGGGCCCCCGGAAGCUUCUGCACAGCGGGAAGCUGUACAAGACCAAGAGCAAUAAGGAGCUGCACGCCUUCCUCUUCAACGACUUCCUGCUGCUCACCUACCUGGUCAGGCAGUUUGCCGCCACCUCUGGCCACGAGAAGCUCUUCAGCUCCAAGUCCAGUGCUCAGUUCCGAAUGUACAAAACGCCCAUUUUCCUGAAUGAAGUGUUGGUGAAACUUCCCACAGACCCUUCCAGCGAUGAGCCCGUCUUCCACAUUUCCCACAUUGAUCGUGUGUACACACUCCGAACAGACAACAUCAACGAGAGGACGGCCUGGGUCCAGAAGAUCAAGGGUGCCUCAGAGCAGUACAUCGACACUGAGAAGAAGAAACGGGAAAAGGCUUACCAAGCCCGUUCUCAAAAGUCUUCAGGUAUUGGGCGUCUGAUGGUGCAUGUCAUUGAAGCUACAGAAUUAAAAGCCUGCAAACCAAACGGGAAAAGUAAUCCAUACUGUGAAAUCAGCAUGGGCUCCCAAAGCUAUACCACCAGGACCCUGCAGGACACACUAAAUCCCAAGUGGAACUUCAACUGCCAGUUCUUCAUCAAGGAUCUUCACCAGGACGUUCUGUGUCUCACUAUGUUUGACAGAGACCAGUUUUCUCCAGAUGACUUCUUGGGUCGUACUGAAGUUCCAGUGGCAAAAAUCCGAACAGAACAGGAAAGCAAAGGCCCCACCACCCGCCGACUACUACUGCACGAAGUCCCCACUGGAGAAGUCUGGGUCCGCUUUGACCUGCAACUUUUUGAACAAAAAACUCUCCUUUGAGGCCUGGAGAAGCCAGAACCAGGGGAGCUGCCCACAAGGCUGGAUCUAAACAGAGAUUUUGCUCUCCCAGGACAGAGGAGCAUCACAUGGCUUCAUCCAUCAAACAGCCACACUCGCUGGGCCUGUAUUUUAUUGCACACUAAAUUGCUAGCAAUCUAUGCAAACAUGAUCUUUUAAACAAAUGCCACAGCACAGUGCCUUGUACUAGUGUUAACCUGUUCAGCUGUGUUAGAUGCCAGGGUUUCCAUUUUCAGGGCUAUAAAAGUAUUAUGUGGAAAUGAGGCAUCAGACCACCGGACGUUACCACUUGGCAAAUCUGUCCACUGUGGAGUUGGUGAUGUUGGACCCAUUCCACACUGUGUGACCUCUGCUGGGUCACAUACUCAGGAGGUGAAGGGCUGAGAUGAAAUGCUGCAGCCUUGGGGCUUGUGCAGCCUGAUACUGAAAUAGCAUCCACUUGUGCACUGAUAAAUAGAAACUUGAUCGUUUUAUUCUGACUAGAUGUUAUCACUCUCUGCUAAGACAAUAUAGUUUGAAAUAUUAUAGUUUGAAUAUAAGGAGGAAAGCUUGAUGUACUUUAAAUAUACUGUGAACUCUAAUAAUGUGGGGAUAUUUUUCAACUUUAAUUUUCUUAAGUAUAAAUUAUUUAUGUAAAUUCUUUGUUUUGCAUAUUUCAUAGAACAUGCAUCUUUAAGCUUUAUCAUUGCCAACAAUGUACAGAAAGAGAAUAAAAGUAUAAGUUUAUGAAUGUA